GCCGGGGCCGCGGGGCCGGGGCGGGGAGCGCUGAGCGUCCUCCCCCGCGGGCCGGGGGGAGCGGGGCUGGGCCAGCCCCUGCGCCUGCCGCGCCAUGGAGCGGAGCUGCGCCGGGCGGGAGCCGCAGCCCCGGCCCCAGCCCCAGCCCCUCGGGAAGCCACCAUCCCCGAUGGGAGACAGCGUCCCCCCACCCUCCGUGCCACCCCCUGUGCCUGGGGGUGCCCUGCAGGGAGAGCGCAGCUUCCCCCAGCAUGACCGACCCGGCCCUCCAGAUGUCAUCCCCUCGGAAAAGACCAUCCCACCCAUCCCUGCAGCCAUCACCCCCUCUGAGAAGAUCGUCUCACCCGUCCCUGCGGCCGUGCCCCCCUCCCAGCAGCCCGUGAUGCCCCACUCUGAGAGCAGCCCCCCGCAGCGUGACCGACCCGGCCCUGCAGCCCUGGCACUGCCAGCACAGCCCGUGUCCCCCAGCCCUGCAGCUCUGGUCCCCUCAGCACAGAGUGUUCCCCCCCAGGGUGACCAGUCCCCCCCUGUGCCCCCCAAGCCGCCUGGGAUGGAGCACCCCAAAGAAGAGGCGCUGCCCCACACCGCUGGCCAGCCUGUCCCCGUCCACGCUGCCGCCCCCGGCUCCACGGACACGCCGCCCCACGGGAGCCAGCCCCCAGCCCCAGCUGCCACUGAAGGGGCCCCUCCUGAUGCCAAGAGCUCCCUGGCUGCCACGGCCGGGCCCUCCAAGGACGUGAGCCCCCGGAGCAGCCGCCCCUCACCGUCUCCUGCCGCCAGCCCCCGGCCCAAGCAAGAUGCCCAGAAGGCCCAGGCAAGACACAAGCAGGCGAAGGAGCGGCGCGAGGAACGGGCCAAGUACCUUGCUGCCAAGCGGGUGCUGUGGCUGGAGAAGGAGGAGAAGGCCCGGCUGCUGCGGGAGAAGCAGCUGGAGGAGCGGCGCAAGCGGCUGGAGGAGCAGCGGCUGCGGGCGGAGAAGCGCCGGGCGGUGCUGGAGGAGCGGCAGAGGCAGAAGCUGGAGAAGAAUAAGGAGCGCUAUGAGGCAGCAAUCCAGCGGUCGGUGAAGAAGACGUGGGCAGAGAUCCGGCAGCAGCGGUGGUCCUGGGCUGGGGCCCUGCACCACGGCUCCCCUGCACACAAGGAUGGUGCGAGCCGGUGCUCGGUGUCCGCUGUAAACCUCCCCAAACACGUCGACUCUAUAAUCAACAAGCGGCUCUCCAAAUCCUCCGCCACCCUCUGGAACUCUCCCAGUAGAAACCGCAGCUUGCAGCUGAGCCCAUGGGAGAGCAGCAUCGUGGACCGGCUGAUGACGCCCACCCUGUCCUUCCUCGCGCGCAGCCGGAGCGCCGUGACCCUGGCUGGGAAUGGCAAGGAGCAGGUGCCCGUGUGCCCCCGCUCAGCCUCUGCCAGCCCCCUCAGCCCCUGCCACAACCACCGCCUGCCGCACCGCUGCUGGGAGCGCCGCAAGGCGGCCGCCGCCAGCCCUGACGUGACGCCGCGCCGCAGGACCGAGCCCUCGCCCGUGAGUGCCACCUCCCGCAGGGACCCCGAGCGCCAGGGCGGCUGUGGGGCGCGGCGUGGCCUCAGGCCGUGCCCAGCACCCAGCGCUGACGCCAUCCCUGCCUGUCCUCGGCCGGAGCAGAAGAAGAAGGAGAAGAAGGAGAAGGAUCGGGAGAAUGCCAAGGAGCGCAGCGCCCUGUCCCGUGAGCGCAGCCUCAGGAAGCGGCAGUCGCUGCCGGCGGCACAGCCCCGGCUCCUGCCUGCAGCUGACAGCAGCCCCGGCCCCAAAAACCGUCCCUCAUCCCCUGCCACCCCCAAGAAUCGUCCCUCGUCCCCUGCCACCCCCAAGAACCGUCCCUCAUCCCCUGCCACCCCCAAGAACCGUCCCUCGUCCCCUGCCACCCCCAAGGCCCGCCCGGCGUCCCCCAGCCCAGCCCUCAGCUCUCCCCACAAGCCGCCCCUGCCUCGAAGCGCCCAUUCCUCCCCCAAGGUGCGGGCCAGGGCUCGGGAGGAGCGGGGGGAGCAGGAGGGCCAGGCGAAGGCACGGGAGAGGAAGGAGGAGGAGCGGGGUCCGGCACCCCCAGCCCUUCCCGAGCCCCCCAAGGUGCCCGCAGAGCCGACAGCAGGCCCCCCAGUCCCUGCGGCCCCCGGCCCUGUGCUGGCCAGUCCCCCGGCCAGACCCCCGGCCGGCACCACGGACCGGGAGGAGGCUGCCCGGCUGCUGGCGGAGAAGCGCCGCCAGGCCCGGGAGCAGCGGGAGCGGGAGGAGCGGGAGCGCCGGGAGCAGGAGGAGCAGGAGAGGCGGGUGCAGGAGGAGCGGGCGCAGCGGGCGGCCGAGGAGCAGAGCCGGCGGGAGGCCCUGGCACGGCAGCGCGAGGAGGAGCGGCGGCUGCAGGAGGAACGAGAGGCCCAGGAGAGAGCCCGGGCUGAGCGAGAGGAGCUGGAGCGGCUGCAGAGACAGAAGGAAGAGGCCGAGGCGAGGGCGCGCGAAGAGGCUGAGCGGCAGCGCCUGGAGCGGGAGAAGCACUUCCAGCGUGAGGAGCAGGAGCGGCUGGAGAGGAAGAAGCGCCUGGAGGAGAUCAUGAAGAGGACGCGCAAGUCGGAUGCAGCAGACACCAAGACCCUCACAGCUCUCCUGUCCCUGCAGAGGAAGGACGACAAGAAGGUGCUGAACGGGAAAGCAGCCGAGCAGGAAGAUGUCCCAGGCCGCGAGAAGCACCUGGGGCCGAUCCCGAAGGCGGAGGAGCUCCCGGAGACGGAGACCCCAAGCGCAGGGACACCGGGGGGAACGAAGGGCUUGGUGGGCGAGGGGCUGCAGCCGAGCACCAAGGAGGCGGCAGCCCUGGUGAACGGCGUGCAGCCCGGCAAGCACGAGAACGGCUUCUCAGGCACCGAGGGCUCCAAGGAGCUGCGGGAUCUCUCCCACCACGGUGGUGGCCCCGGCAGCAUCAUCCCCUUCGGCGACAAGGAGCCCUUCCUCAAGCAGGCUGUGGUGAAGCCCCCGCAGGUGACAGAGGUGCUGUGAGGGCCUGGCCGAUGCUCCCAGGGGCCGCUGGCCACAGCCUGACCCCGGUGGCCCACGCAGACCUGUAGCUGUCGUCAGAACACGACCCUCGCUGCUCCUCCCGGGCACCUGGGGGCUGCAGGGCCCCAGCGAGGACGCCUGGCUCCUCUCUUCGUUCUCGUUUUUAUUUCGUUUUGGUUUUUAUUUUUUUAAUUUUAAAUAUGCACCUUAUCAGACUGACAGCCCACCCUCGCAGCCCGCCGGAGCCGCCUCAGACGUGUGGUGUAAUGAUGUAGUUAUUUAACUCGCUGGGUACAACGUCUGUGAAUACUGUAAAUAGAGCCGGCCGGGCGUGGGGAUGCUCUGGGGGGCACGGGGGGGCCGUGUCACAGCUCCCGGUCCCCACGUUCCCCCGCAUGUCCGUGUGUCCAGUGUCCCCGGGCCCGGCCGGCACCACGCUGCUCUGUGCCCUUGUGACAGUGUUAUGCAUCCAGACAACCUUUGACAACAAUUAAAAGUGGACAAUGCC
Molecule: messenger RNA, 3533 nt
Organism: Taeniopygia guttata (zebra finch)
Lineage: Eukaryota; Metazoa; Chordata; Aves; Passeriformes; Estrildidae
Source: RefSeq, a predicted model, not a curated record